This is a messenger RNA of Rotaria sordida, 1011 nucleotides long. The record is from the annotation of a GenBank genome assembly. Lineage: Eukaryota; Metazoa; Rotifera; Eurotatoria; Philodinida; Philodinidae.
AUGCUUGUUGAACUUUCUUUUAUGUUUAUUAUUAUUCUUGGUCGAUGGUUAUUACCAAAAGGAAAUAUUUCUCAUAGUGCUUUAUCACAAUUAUUACUUGUCUAUUUAUCACUUGCUUCGGAUAUACUUGAUUUAUUAACAUCACUUGGUGAAACAGAAAUUUAUUUAAGUUCAUCAAUGGUUCGUACUGUUCUUAUUGUUUUUUCUUUAUGUAUGUUUCAAUUUACACUUAAUUUAACUGCUACACGUGGUCGUUCAUUUCAUGCGGAAUUUGAUGAUACACAAAUUGAAAUACGUCAAUCAGCAGAACGACAAUUAGUUUCAAAACCUCUAUCAAGACGUCAACAAAUUUUAGAUAAAUUAAUACCACGAACAAUAUUUUCACCAACAACUCGACCAUUAGCAACAAGUCAAGCAUUACAUGCUAAACGACGUGCAUCAUCAUUUAGUGUUUUUAAUCCACCCGAUACAAUCAUCGAAAAUGUUGAUGUGAACAGUGAUUAUGAAAUGAAAUUGAAUAGAAAUGCUAUCAUUCCGAAACCAACAUUUUCUGAAGUUGAUCCACCAGUAAAUAUUCCUCGUCAACCAAUGAUUCAUGUUUCAUCAAUAGGUUCUCUUAAUUCAUUACAUUCAUCAAUGUGGAAUGCAUCACGUUCUAAACAAGCAUCACGUAAAUCUAUAGCAGACAGUGUGAAGAUCUUUGUUCGUAAACGAUCAGCAAAAUUUCUUCGUUCUGAAAUUUGGUCAAUUCUUGUUACAUUAUCAUUACAAGAUGGUCCGUUUUUUGCUAUUCGUCUUAUUGCUAUUAUCGUCUAUCAUGCACGUUCAUUUUUAACAUAUUUCUUUACGUUUAAAAAUUUUCUUAUUUUGAUUUUUCAAACAUAUCGUAUUGCAUCAAUAUGUUUCGAAAAAGAUGAACAAGAACAAGAAUUUCAAGAAAAAGUUGAUAAAAUUAGACGUAUGAGUGUUGCUGCAUCACAACUUGGUAUACCACUUUAUAGAAAAAUUUAA